Molecule: messenger RNA, 374 nt
Organism: Tilletiopsis washingtonensis
Lineage: Eukaryota; Fungi; Basidiomycota; Exobasidiomycetes; Entylomatales
Exons: 1
Coding region: 58-261 (67 amino acids)
Source: RefSeq, a predicted model, not a curated record
CUCCCAUUCACUCUCAUAUGGUACUGUUCUGCGAAUUCGCAUGCGUGAUCGAACGGAAUGGUCGUACAGCGCGAGCCUGAUGGGUCCCCCCCCCCCCCUUCCCCGCUUUCCGUAGCUUGCCGGAACGGGCGCCGGUCCAACAUGGCCGACAUCAGGCGCUCGCUGUCCGCUCUCACGAACACACUGCGCCCCGGCGCGAUGGCUGGCCCUUCGUCGCCUGCACCUGCGGCCACUCGAGCGUGUCCCGCUGCUGCUCGGUGAGGCGCACCAUGUGGUACUGCCCAGCGAGCGGGACGGAGAGGGUCGUGCGGGAUCUUGCGGCGGGCCUCGACAUCGAAGACCAGGUGGGGGGCGGACGUCGCGGCUACUUGUUG